Molecule: messenger RNA, 1737 nt
Organism: Plectropomus leopardus (leopard coralgrouper)
Lineage: Eukaryota; Metazoa; Chordata; Actinopteri; Perciformes; Serranidae
Source: RefSeq, a predicted model, not a curated record
AUGUCGGAGCAAAGAGGAAAGAGGAGCGAGAAGAUGAAGGGAGAAAACACGGAAACAAACCUCCGACCAGCUGGAGAUACCGAGGAGCAGCCGCCAGAGGACGACAGAGAGCGGAGCAAUGGAGAGGAGGCGCAGGCUGACAGCUCCACCUCAGGUGAGUCCAAUCACUUUGUGGACUGUGAAGAUGUGCCGGAGGCCACGGAGGAAGCUGAAUCUCAGACUGAUCUGCCCCACGAUGCCGAGCAGCCCAGAGAGCCUCAGAGAAGAGAAACUGUUGGAAACUCUACGGCAACAGUGAAGGUGGUGCUGGUGCCGGAGGGUCAUGUGAUGACCGUUGCCUUCGCCAUCGGUCUCAGGAUUCAGGAGCUGAAGCUUCACCUCGCCGCGGAGCUCAGAGUCCCUGCUGAGGUGCUGCAGAUCUCUCUGGAUGGCAGACUGGUGGAGGAGCAGCAGAGCCUGAUGGAGCUCGGCGUCCGGCCUCACGGCUCCACCCGCAUGGAGAUGAGCUCCACCGACCCGACCAGCCACCCGCUCCGCCCACUACGACCCCCCGAGCAGGACAACAUGCCGGACGUCAUCACCGUCCGAGUCCAAACAGAUGAGGACAUGUUCCAGCAGGUGGUGGUGGAGAUCGAGCGUCCCCCCCAGCAGAAGGCCUUCCUGGGCGGCUACAGACAUCGACUGACGGGGGUGGAGUACCACAACGCCGCCGUCCAGACCCUGCCCAAGAGGAGACCUGAGAGACGAGUGGCGGUCUUCAGCCGGGACACACAGGGCGGUCGACCGUUUGAUGAAUGGACAACGAAGCACACCAUCAGAGCCAGAGAGCUGCGAGAUCUGUACGAGCACGUUCAACCUGUUUCACAUGUCGGCCGCGAGCAGAUGAUGAACGUCCUCACGACGCUCAGUUUACACACUGUCAAGAGCAUGAACUGUCCUCUGACCCGGGACAUCGUGGAUUUGGUUGACAGGGAGGUGGACUUGAAUGGAUCGUGGGAUUAAGGCGCCAGUCUGGUGGGUCUGAGUAAGAGGAUCUCCACUCUGUUCCUGCAGUUCAUCAAAACACCAGCGUUUAACCCUCAGGUGGCCAAGGUGCUGAAGGUUCCUCAGAAUCCGUCUGAGCUGAAGGCAACAUGUUCCUCUGCCGGGGGCUGUAAUCGCUACCUGCAGUCAGACAACUUCAGCUUGUCCGCCGUCGGCCCUCGAAGGCCUAUCGGCCGCUGCCGGGACUGCGCGGACUCGACAACAUAGCCAGAACUCUGGGACGACCUCUCGUGCUACAAAACCAUCCUGAUGAGGCUGCGGGCCGACGAGCAGCAGCUCAGCACCAAUUCUGUGCGUCCUCAGGCGAAGGACAUGCAGCACCUGGUGAAGGAGGUCUGGGCGUUCCUGCUCGGCCCUCAGCGCCAGCAGCGACCUCUAUACAACCUGGUGAUUGUCCGCUAGCGUCAAAGGGACUGGACCCCCUGGAACUGCAUCCUGCUGUCCAAAGAGGAGACCUCAGCUCACCUGGAGGUGGAGGGUGACUGUCACCACAAGGCAUACGAGGCAGCGCUCAUUCGUGACAUUGAACAGAAACACAGGCAGGCUCGGCGCCACUUCAGCCAGAUCGCCACUGUGACCGAGUACCUGGACUCUCAGCGGUCCGCUGUCCUGGGCAACCACCUCGUUUCCAAGCCCAUCACCAUGGCGACAGGCCAGCACACCACUGACACCCCAUAUGACUCAGCUCGUUAA